AUGUCAACAACUUCUGGUAAUCCUGAAUUUUUCUGGAUUUGUCGUGAGACUGGAUCAUUCGAAUGGUUCCAAUCUUUAUUGAAGACACUAGAGGAUUCACAAUUGGAAGAAGGUUUCUUAAAAGUUCACAUUUAUCUCACCUCUAAACUACGUGAAUCGACAAUUCAAAACAUUAUAAUCAAUGAUGUGUCAAGUUCUUAUGACCCGUUAACUGAUUUAGAAUCUAGAACUUGUUAUGGUAGACCAAACUUUAAUUAUAUCUUUAGUCAAUUGAAAAAAGCAAUUGAAACUGGUAGAUAUUUACCAGGAAAAGAAAAAAGCCUAGUGACAAAUGUCGGUGUCUAUUAUUGUGGUCCUACUCCUUUAGCCAAAAGUCUUAAAGCCGAAUGUAAACUUGCUAAUGUUGAUGGAAUAAACUUCCGUUUCUGUAAAGAACAUUUUUAA
This is a messenger RNA of Entrophospora sp. SA101, 444 nucleotides long. NCBI's taxonomy places the organism in Eukaryota, Fungi, Glomeromycota, Glomeromycetes, Entrophosporales, Entrophosporaceae. The record is from the annotation of a GenBank genome assembly.